Messenger RNA from Urocitellus parryii (Arctic ground squirrel), 1312 nucleotides. It is a transcript of the gene Dnajc27, whose product is annotated as DnaJ heat shock protein family (Hsp40) member C27. Gene Ontology annotation, biological process: phagosome-lysosome fusion. Gene Ontology annotation, molecular function: GTP binding; GTPase activity. The record is from RefSeq and is a predicted model, not a curated record. Gene Ontology annotation, cellular component: late endosome; lysosome; phagocytic vesicle. NCBI's taxonomy places the organism in Eukaryota, Metazoa, Chordata, Mammalia, Rodentia, Sciuridae.
UCCYUGCCUCCUAACCGCCCGCGCCUGCUGCCAGGCAGCGGCGAGGAUGGCGAGCCGUGGAGCCCGGCCGGUGACGAGAGCAGCGGCUCCGCCAUUGGGCGACGAGGCCUGAGGGACGGGCCAGUUUGGCGCACGAGGAGAGACUCAGGCGGCCCCGAGAGAGCCAGGGCAAUGGAGGCCAACAUGCCGAAGCGGAAGGAGCCUGGCAAGUCCCUCCGCAUCAAAGUCAUCUCCAUGGGCAACGCCGAAGUGGGGAAAAGCUGUAUUAUAAAGCGAUACUGUGAGAAAAGAUUUGUGUCUAAAUACCUUGCAACAAUUGGAAUUGACUAUGGAGUCACCAAAGUACAAGUCAGAGACAGAGAGAUCAAAGUCAACAUCUUUGAUAUGGCUGGACAUCCCUUCUUCUACGAGGUCCGCAAUGAGUUUUACAAGGACACGCAGGGUGUGAUGCUGGUCUAUGACGUGGGGCAGAAAGACUCCUUUGAUGCCCUGGAUGCAUGGCUGGCAGAGAUGAAGCAGGAACUCGGGCCUCACGGGAACAUGGACAAUAUUGUAUUUGUAGUGUGUGCCAACAAGAUCGACUGCACCAAGCACCGCUGCGUAGAUGAAAGUGAAGGGCGUCUCUGGGCGGAAAGCAAAGGGUUCCUAUACUUUGAAACCUCAGCACAGACUGGAGAAGGGAUCAAUGAGAUGUUCCAGACCUUUUAUGUGUCCAUAGUUGAUUUAUGUGAAAAUGGCGGAAAACGUCCUACCACAAAUAGCAGUACUAGUUUCACCAAAGAACAAGCAGACACCAUUCGCAGAAUUCGAAAUAGUAAAGAUAGUUGGGACAUGCUGGGAGUCAAACCUGGGGCCUCAAGGGAAGAGGUCAACAAAGCCUACCGGAAGCUCGCUGUGCUUCUGCACCCCGACAAGUGUGUAGCGCCUGGCAGUGAAGACGCCUUCAAAGCUGUGGUGAAUGCCCGGACAGCCCUCCUGAAGAACAUCAAGUAGAGUAGGAAAGACAGACUGGAUUGACGACACCCCUAAGGGAAGGAACCAACAGGGACUUUCCUUCCCAGAAUCUCACUGCUCUGCUCUCUCCUGGCUGUCAUUUAUAAAUCAGUAGCUCAGUGCCUGCUGCAUCUCUAGGCCCUUCACAGCGAGAUGCUGCACGUGGAGAGAACCAGGCGGCUCUGCUCAUGGGCUUCAUUUCUGAUUGCCAGGCGGCCUGAGGGGCUUCCAAGGCGCUGGGCCGUAGCAUCCCUCCUGGAUUGCUUGGAAAAGUCCACUAGGUUUCUGGGGAGGGAAGAGGACAGUGGGACCCUUUGCU